Molecule: messenger RNA, 839 nt
Organism: Cucurbitaria berberidis CBS 394.84
Lineage: Eukaryota; Fungi; Ascomycota; Dothideomycetes; Pleosporales; Cucurbitariaceae
Exons: 2
Coding region: 66-764 (232 amino acids)
Cellular component (GO): nucleolus
Molecular function (GO): RNA binding
Source: RefSeq, a predicted model, not a curated record
GCAUUGCUAGUACACACCUUCACCACGCAAUCACCCACGAACGAAAGCUACGGGAGUGCGGAACAAUGCAGAAAGACAAAAAAUCGGCACCGCCGUCUAAGAAGCGCAAGCUCGCCGUCACAGCCCCCGAAAAUAUCAGCUUCGACCCCGCCGCACGCGAAGAAUACCUGACAGGAUUUCACAAGCGCAAGGUAGCGCGCAUAAAACAUGCCCAGGAGGAGAAUGCAAAGCGCGAGAAAGAGGAGAAACUGAGGUUUCGGAGAGAGCUGCGACAACAACGUAAAGUCGACCUAGAGAAACACGUCGAAGAAGUCAACAGACUAGUAAAGCAAGCAAAUGGCGACAUCAGCGGGCUUGCUGGGGCAUCAGACAGUGAGGACGAUGACGAGGACGAUGACGAGGAAGAGUUUACAGGAUUCCAAGAACCCGAACCGAUCAAUCAGGAAGACGAAUACAUCGACGAGGACAAGUACACGACAGUCACAAUCGAGACGGUUAGCAUAGACAGAUCUGGCUUUACGACACCGGGCGGGACCACAGAGGAAGAGAAAGAGGCCGCCGCGAAGGCAAAGGAUGGUGCCAAUGAAGAAAAGAAGAAGCGAGUAUGGACAAAGGAGUGGCCGAAGAGCGAUAAGCCAAAGAAGAAGAAAAAGAAGUUUAGGUAUGAGACCAAGAUGGAAAGGAGAGCGGAACGUGCGAAGCAAGGAGCGAAGAAAAGGAAGCAGAAGGAGGCUCGAGAGAGCAGCGCCGCCGCCACCAAGUAGGUGUGUACUCAAGAUACCCAAUCUGUGGAUUAGACCACCAAGGAAUUGAACUGCUGUCGAGCAAGCAUAGUAUUG